GAAUCAUGCCUAACGUUCCGAAAAAAACACCAAUAAUGUGACCAAGGCCAUAUACGUAAUUUGACUAUAUAGGUCGCAUCAACAGAUAUUUUGUCCUUCCCACAGGAAAAUGGCAGCACCGUCGAGAUCAACAUGCGUGCGGACUGUUAUAUAAUUUUUAACAAACCGCAAACAAAUUAACACACCUUUCGCGGCAACCCUUUCGGAUCUAUUUAAAUUUUUGUUAUUAUUUGACAAUUCAUUGUAAUAAAUUUCAGUCUGAAACUUGAAACGGUGAUGUGAAAAAAUUUUCGUAGGGUUUUCAGUCCAUUAAGCUUUCGAAAUAGUUAAAUUGGUAGUCAUGAGGAAAUUAACUAUGGGUUGAAAUGGGAGAUGUACCAGAUCUUCCACCAACAAGCCUGUCAAAGGCUAUCAAGGAGGGAGGAGAAGUUUUCGCAUCAUGGCUGAACCACCAGACCCUCCUGUCGGUACCGCGCGAGUACCCUCCGCCACCAGACACCAGGGUGCCAUGGAACAAAUCACAUAUGGGAAUGCCAGACAACAAUGGACCAUCUUUUGCUCGAAUAUACUACAUCGCGAGGCCCAAAAAAGUCAUUGGCAUGGAAGUACACACGAGAACCAACGACGAGGUUCUGCACGUGCCAAAGGCGGCGCUCAAGUACAACAUUACCGACCACGUGUUGAUGAUGUCCCAUCCGAAGAAGGUCCACCCGCCGGAUGUGAACGAGCCAUGGCAUCUCAAGAACAAGGGCAAGAAGUACCACCUGCCCGAGCGGGUGGCCAUCAUCGCGCGGCCUCGCAAGGUGUAUCCGAGCACCGACCGGCCAGCCAGCGAGAUCGGCCACCCGCCACGCGCCGCCCUCUACGGCCACCCUCCGCGACGUGGCGACUCGGCGCCCGCCAAGAAGGCCGCGCCGCCGCCGCCCAAGCCAGCUCCACCUCCUCCACCGCCGCCUCCGGCAGCCGCGGAGCCGGCCGCGCCGUCAGCGUCCACCACCGGACCGACCACGACCACCUCGUCGACCGAGCCGACGGGCACCACGUCGACGACCGGCGGUCCGACGACCAGCGGCAGCUCGUCGGGCGUGACGUCCAGCUCGUCGGGCAGCAGCGGCGCCGGUGGCGGCUCAGAGUCGUCGCCGUCGGCCGACACGUGAGCCGCGCGCGCCGGCCCGCCGCAGAGCGGUGCUGACAGGAGCGGACAGCGCGGAGGGUGGCGAGAGGAGAGCGAACGCCGCACCGACGCUGCGCCAAGGACCGAUAGGUAGUUACACCGACCACUAGGACGGACCGAGGAGUCCUGCAGACAGCCCCGAGGACGGUUCGAGUGGACGUGGCUUGACACAUGAUGACAACAGGAGGGAGUCACUGCGGAGGUUUCGCUUCGGGACCCGAGCGGUCGGUGUCACGGCCAGACGUCGGGCGUCUCGUUAUUAGGCGCAAAGUCUGAACGCCGCUGGUCUGUGUCGAACAGUGGAGUGGCCCAGAGCUGCUAGGAAGCUGGAGCUGGAGACCUGUGGCUGCAUGGCAUCCGUACCGGCGGACUGUGGCACGACCAGAACUAUCCUACUUUAUAGCUUCGCGGUUAAUGGGUACUAAAGUUAAAUGCAGAGAAGAAGAAUAAUGUGUUAAAGCCACGGUUGCAGUGUUUGUUCAUUUUUACCGAAGUUACCUACCGAGUGUUGCGCUUGAAAGAAAUACAACGUAUACCUACAGUA
Messenger RNA from Amphibalanus amphitrite, 1718 nucleotides. Its product is annotated as acrosin-like. The transcript is spliced from 5 exons. NCBI's taxonomy places the organism in Eukaryota, Metazoa, Arthropoda, Thecostraca, Balanomorpha, Balanidae. The record is from RefSeq and is a predicted model, not a curated record. Bases 366 to 1157 code for a protein of 263 amino acids.